Trichomonas vaginalis G3 is the source of this 1377-nucleotide messenger RNA. RefSeq lists its product as uncharacterized. Bases 1 to 1377 code for a protein of 458 amino acids. The transcript has a single exon. NCBI's taxonomy places the organism in Eukaryota, Parabasalia, Trichomonadida, Trichomonadidae. The record is from RefSeq and is a predicted model, not a curated record.
AUGUCGUUUUUUGGAUUCGGCAAGAAGGACAAGAAGCUUGCCGAACUCAAAGAGAUAUUUAAACAGCUUGCAAAGGCAGAAAAAAGUCAGUAUGAAGAUUAUUUUCAAAAAAUGAUGCCAUAUAUCCCUGAAUAUACUUGUACAAUCUUAAAUGAAUGUUUAAGUAAAAUGAAUCAAGUUUUAGCAACUGGAUAUUCAAAUGUAGUUAUCGAAAUGAUCUACGUAAUGAGUAAUAACGUCGAUAGAUCCAAGCCAGAACAAAAUCCAUUUAAAAUUUUUCAAACAGACAAUUUCAUUCUUCCAUCUCUAUUCCAAUAUGUCGAUAAAGAUAAAACACAGCUAAUUAAGUUAUUAAAAAUCCUUUUUUUAGAACUUACAAAUAAAUUUAUCGAUUACAUCGACGGAAAUGGCGAAUCAGUUAUGCGCCUCGUCAAAUUAGUUACAGAAUCGCAAGAUAAGUUAUCAAUUGAAUUUCUUUUGAUGUGUGUCAACUCAAAAGAAGAACUUAAAGAAAAAUACCAAACAAUCAUCUUUAACGAAUUACCUUUGUGGACUCCAACAUGUGUUAUCAACGUUCUCGUUGGAUAUCCUCAAAUGUUUUCACAUAUUUUAACAGAUGAAAUUGAUCGAUGGUUGAAGAAGAAAUAUCAAUUCCUUGUUGAUGAUGUUGAGCAACUACUUAAAAUUCACCAAUUUCUUUGGACUUCUCCAUCAAUUUUGCAAAUUUUAGUUAGAACAACUCCAGAAAUUAAAGCAGCAUCUGUAAAUUUCAUUCACAGACAAAAUAUUCAGUCAUUCGACAUUCCAAAUGACAUUGUUGAAGAAUGUUGUGAAUCAAUUCUUAAUCCACUUCAAAAAUUCGAAGUUACGUCUGAAGGAGACUCAAAAGUAACAUACUAUUUCAUCAGAUUUUAUGUUCUUUCCCUUUCAGGUCCAGAUGACGUUCCUUUAGAAAUUAUUGAUUUAAUUGCGAAAUCUCUUACAGAUAAAAGCGAUUAUCUUGUUGCAGCAGCUGCACAAGUUAUUACCUGCUGGGUUCUUAAUUUCGAAUACAAUUUGUCAAGAAAAUUUUUCUAUUUAAUGACCGCGGCAGCUGUAAAUAGAGACCUGGAAAACCCUUGUCGACUUCUUUUGCAAGGAAUUCUAUCUAUUUUUGCUGAAAAAGAUGAAUUUAUUUCUAGAAUUUUAAUGGCUGAGCCAAACUUUCAAAGUAGGGUCGAUAAACCUCUAAAAGUUGUUAGAGAAUCUUUUGUAUUCCCACAUUUUGUCCCAAUCUUUAAAUCUCAAAUAGAAAAAGAGAAAAAAGAACCUUACUUCGUUAACCUUGACCUGGCAACUACCAUGCUUGAAGAUGCAGUUAGUAUGUUAGAACUUUAA